GUUUUUUGCAUUAAUUUCUGAAAAGUGAACAUUUUUUGGAUUACUUUUACUGGAGUUAAAGUUAAAUAAAAAUCUCCAAAAAUGUCUUUAGCUGACGAACUAUUAGCUGAUCUUGAAGAGGACAAUGACAACGAAUUGGACGAGUUGCAGAAUAUGGAUGAGGAAGAGGAGCCAACAAAGGCACAGGAAAUUACGGAAAAGCUGCUCAAACCGCAGAUUAAUUUAAUGGAAGUUGAUGUGCAGGUGCAGUCCAUACGUGAUCUCUGUAAGUUACAUGACUCCGAACGACUGCAAUUUGUAUUGAAGCAAAUCGAGCAGUAUGGCAGUAGGCAACGCACCUCUGCAGAGAUGCUUGGUAACGUGGAGUCCGAUCCGGAAUAUCAGCUUAUAGUUGAAGCCAACGCCAUCGCCGUUGAUAUAGAUAAUGAAAUUUCUAUUAUACACAAAUUUACCAAAGAGAAGUACCAGAAGCGAUUUCCCGAAUUGGACUCACUGAUUGUCGGGGAAAUAGAAUAUUUAUAUGCUGUUAAAGAAUUGGGCAAUGAUCUGGAUCAGGUGAAAAAUAAUGAAAAAUUGCAAGCCAUAUUAACACAAGCAACCAUUAUGAUUGUUUCAGUCACCGCGUCAACAACGCAGGGCACUGAGCUAACCCCCGCCGAAAAGGCACAAAUCGACGAGGCUUGUGAAAUGGCUAUCGAUUUAAAUAAUUUCAAGUCACAAAUAUAUGAAUACGUUGAGAGUAGGAUGACUUUCAUAGCGCCUAAUCUAUCGAUGAUCGUUGGGGCUUCGACUGCAGCAAAAUUAUUGGGUAUAGCAGGAGGCUUAACGAAACUUUCCAAAAUGCCCUCUUGCAACGUGCAAGUAUUAGGUUCGCAAAAGAAAACCUUAGCGGGGUUUUCAAAAACUCAAAUGUUACCCCACACCGGCUAUGUUUACUUCUCACAAAUUGUACAGGAUACAGCACCGGAUCUGCGCCGCAAAGCAGCACGCCUUGUUGCCGCUAAAGCAGUGCUCGCUGCACGUGUCGACGCUUGCCAUGAGAGCGUACAUGGGGAAGUUGGUUUGAAAUUUAAAGAAGAUAUAGAAAAGAAGUUGGAUAAAUUACAGGAACCACCACCGGUUAAAUUCAUUAAGCCGCUAAGUAAACCCAUUGAAGGUAGCAAGAAAAAGCGUGGUGGCAAACGAGUACGUAAAAUGAAGGAGCGUUAUGCUCUUACUGAAUUCCGCAAGCAAGCGAAUCGAAUGAAUUUCGGUGAUAUCGAAGAAGACGCCUAUCAGGAGGACUUAGGCUAUUCACGCGGCACUAUUGGCAAAACUGGCACUGGACGCAUACGUUUGCCACAAGUUGAUGAAAAGACUAAGGUGCGCAUAAGCAAAACACUACAAAAGAAUUUACAGAAACAACAGGUCUAUGGCGGUAGCACUACGGUAAAACGGCAAAUUUCCGGUACAGCUUCCAGUGUAGCGUUCACUCCGCUACAAGGGCUUGAAAUUGUAAAUCCACAGGCAGCGGAGAAAUCGCAAACAGAGCAGAAUGCUAAAUACUUUUCCAAUACUUCUGGUUUCAUUUCUGUGGGUAAACGUACUACUUAAAGCUAAAGUUAAAACAACUUUAUCGAGUUUAUACAAAUAUAUAUAUUUAAUUUGGUCUAAAAAAAAGUAUAACUUUUGGAUGGUAAAUACAACUACUGUACAAAUUA
This is a messenger RNA of Ceratitis capitata (Mediterranean fruit fly), 1700 nucleotides long. It is a transcript of the gene Prp31, whose product is annotated as U4/U6 small nuclear ribonucleoprotein Prp31. Gene Ontology annotation, biological process: spliceosomal tri-snRNP complex assembly; mRNA splicing, via spliceosome. Bases 82 to 1593 code for a protein of 503 amino acids. The transcript has 7 exons. Lineage: Eukaryota; Metazoa; Arthropoda; Insecta; Diptera; Tephritidae. Gene Ontology annotation, cellular component: precatalytic spliceosome; U4 snRNP; U4/U6 x U5 tri-snRNP complex. The record is from RefSeq and is a predicted model, not a curated record.